AGUGGUUUUUUCAGAGCACAGUGUUCUAAUGCUCGAAGAAGUUGACCGUGAUGAAAAUGCCGGUGGAGACGCUUCAAUCAAUGAAGACAUUCCUCCUUGCCAGUACGAAUAUCUCGAUCACACUGCGGAUGUGCAACUGCAUGCGUGGGGAAGUAGCCUAACCGAAGCAUUUGAACAAUGUGCUGUCGCUAUGUUCGGUUACAUGACCGAAAUAGAUACGGUCGACAUGCGAACAACGCAGACGGUCGAAGCCAAUGGAGACGAUAUGCAGAGUCUUCUUUACCACUUCUUGGAUGAAUGGCUAUUUCUUUUUUCUGCAGAACCAUUCUUCAUCGCGAGAAAAGUGAAGAUUUUGGAGUUCGACGCGGAAAAUUUCAAAAUAAAGGCAAUUGGCUUUGGAGAGGAAUUCGACCUAGCCAAGCAUCCGCAGGGCACUGAAGUGAAAGCGAUCACCUAUUCUAAUAUGCAAGUGUUGGAUUCGGGAGAAAAACCUGAAGUAUUCGUCAUAAUCGACAUUUAAAUUGUUCAUACCUUCACAAGUGUGAUCAUCUUGGUAUUUUCUUCAUAAAAUGAGCCGGUGUUUUCAAUCCAACCACAA
Messenger RNA from Notodromas monacha, 598 nucleotides. The record is from the annotation of a GenBank genome assembly. NCBI's taxonomy places the organism in Eukaryota, Metazoa, Arthropoda, Ostracoda, Podocopida, Cyprididae.